CUAAGCCCAAACGUUAGAAAGAUGAAUACGAGAGAAGGUGUUGGGAGCAGUGGUGCUCAAACGCAGAACAAGUACAAGGGGGUGCGCCGGAGAAGAUGGGGCAAGUGGGUGUCAGAGAUUCGAGUUCCUGGCACCAAAGACCGGCUUUGGUUAGGCUCCUAUUCAACCCCAGAGGCAGCUGCAGUUGCCCAUGACGUUGCUUUCUAUUCUCUGCAUAAACCUUCUUCCUUGGCCUCUAUCAACUUCCCUUCGUUGUUGCCCCCAGGUAACAUCAGUUCAGGCAGCUCGCCCAGAUCUAUACAGAAGGCAGCAUCGGAUGCUGGCAUGGCCAUAGACGCCCGUGUUAGGAUGACUGGGAACCAGCUGGUGGAAAAUUACGCGAAUUCCGGGAAUAUUCAUCGCCACAUGGAGUUGGAGGACGAUUGUUUUGGGUCAUGGGAGGGAACUGAGAUGAGAGACGGGGAGGCUUUGAGCAUUUCCGUUGAGGAUUAUCUCUAGAUCAUAUAUAUGACCAACGAUUCUUAGUUGCUGUACUUCUCAUCCAUUUCCCGUUACGUAAAGUUAUGUUGACUAUGAAUACAAUGAUGCGUACAUC
This is a messenger RNA of Rubroshorea leprosula, 595 nucleotides long. The record is from the annotation of a GenBank genome assembly. Lineage: Eukaryota; Viridiplantae; Streptophyta; Magnoliopsida; Malvales; Dipterocarpaceae.